Molecule: messenger RNA, 2659 nt
Organism: Fomitopsis serialis
Lineage: Eukaryota; Fungi; Basidiomycota; Agaricomycetes; Polyporales; Fomitopsidaceae
Product: aspartic peptidase domain-containing protein
Exons: 5
Coding region: 232-2445 (737 amino acids)
Biological process (GO): proteolysis
Molecular function (GO): aspartic-type endopeptidase activity
Source: RefSeq, a predicted model, not a curated record
CAUGGACAGUUCGUGCUGGGGCCGCCCAGGUGCGGUUACUUCUGACCGCACUACAACCUAUAUCUAUUGCUUCCUCUCCUCGCCCCGCGUCAUUCCUUCUUCGAAUUCACGCCAUUCUUUCAGUCUAUCCCCCUCUGAUAACUUGCUGCAUCGCUAACGGACAACGACUCGGACGACCUCGCAAACAUCAAUAUCAUUUUUCAACACUCACAGGCCUACUUCGACUGCCCGAUGCGCGUCCCUGUUGCUACCACGUCGCGCACGAAGACUCCGUCAUGGAAGGGGAAGGAGCGGGAGACGGUCGUUGAAAGAGAAGGCUCAGGAGGCAGCAACGGCGUCGUGCUGCCGUUACAGCUCUUGACCGAGUCGAUGUAUCAAUCUGUCUAUACUCUCCCUGUCCUCGUCGGCGGUGGCCGCCAAAACCUCUCCCUCCAAGUAGAUACCGGUUCUGCUGACUUGUGGAUCGCGUCUACGUCCUGCUCAAGCUCGCCAUGUAGCGGCACUGGCGGCCACCUCUACGACCCCUCUACGGCUACAGCCGCCGACGACUCCUUCGCGCUAUCCUACCUCCGAGGCUCAGUAUCCGGCGAUAUAGUAUGGGAUGCCGUCUCGCUCGGCGGAUACAACAUCACAAACCAGGCGCUAGCCGCCGUCUCGUCCGUAGACGGCGAACCGCUCGAUCCCCUCUACAGCGGUAUCCUCGGACUCGCCCUCCCCGCCGACUCGUCCAUCUACCUCAGCAUCGGCAAUGACGAAGGCAACGCCCUCGCCGCCAAUCUCUUCGGCAUGACAUCUUCCGCCAGCGCGCCGUCCGCGCCGUUCCUCUCCCUGUCUCUCGGACGUCCCGGCUUCAAUGACGUCCCCUCCGUUCUCGGCGUCGGCCUCCACCCAUCAGAGCUCGUGCCCGAUCCGAGCAAGGUCGAGUACCGCGACCUCGUCACGAACUACAACUACGACCAGUUUUGGGCGACGAGCGUGCGGGAUAUUACAGUUUGGGUUGACGGCAAGGCGAAGGUGAUCGCCCUGGGUGACUCGACGUCGGGCGCGACGUAUCCCACUGCGGUGCUCGACUCGGGGACGCCGGUCAUUCUGGCGUCACCGGUUAUAGCCAGCGGGAUAUAUGCUGCCCUUGGGAUGACAGCUGCGUCUGACGGAACUUAUUACAUCCCUUGCACGACCCCGAUCAACAUGACGAUCACUCUCGACGACCGCACCCAGAUCCCCCUCCAUCCUCUCGAUCUCUCGACCUCCUCGUCCACCGCCGGAUCGUACUGCAUGGGUAUGAUCCAGUCCACCGCGCAAAUGACCUCUUCCGUCCACGUCCCCGACGUCGUGCUCGGGGUACCUUUCCUGCGCAGCGUGUACAUGGUCAUGGCCUACGAAAACCCCGACGAAGGUGGUACCUUCUCGAGCGAUGACACCUACCAGCACGCCGGCGAGCAGGCCAACCCCCAGCUCGGCCUCAUGGCGCUCACGAACGCCACGCAGGCGAUCAAGGAGUUCAACCAGACCAGGCUUGGCGGUGGCGCGUCUGGCUCGUCCACGGGCUCAGGCUCGGGGACUCACGGGAAGAAGCUUUCCGUCGGCAUCGACGUCCUCCUCGGCUGCGUCGGCUUCCUCGUCCUCUGCGCGGUCAUCUUCGUCGCCCGCUGGUUGUACUACAAGCGCAAGUGGCGCCGCGUGCCCGGCGACUUCGAGAGCGACAACAAGGACCUCCCGGACGUUCGAUAUACCCUCGCACGGCACAGUUCUAUGACGGACAGGUACAGUAUGGCCGACAGUAGCAAGUCGCCGCCGAGGAGGCCGACACCGCUCCGUAACGCCUCGUCGUACUAUGGCGAGGCGGACGCACUUGGUUUCCUGUCCUCGAUGCCGAACGGGGCGACCGAACGCACUGGGGAGCGGAGGCACGACGAGGGCCCAGCGCGGGCUAGCGUCGCGUCGUGGGACUCGUUCUGCAUGAGUCAAACCAAGCCCUCAGGAUCCCCUUACGCGUAUCAGCGGGCUGGGCUCGACAGCCCGCCCGGCUCGCCUGGCCUACCGUUGCCGGAGGGUGGUCGGGGUAGCGUGGUCUCGGGUGACGCGUCUUCUCCUGCAGCAUCGCAUCGACGGCUGGAGAGCGACGAGUCACUGGCAGUGCCGUUGUUGGCGCAUACACGGACACCUUCGUCCGGCGGCGGGGUUGCGCGUUCGGAAGACCUCGCUGACUACGGGUUGCACCUCAGGCCACAGGCCCCGACGCGACGGCCGGGGUACGAGCGGAUGACGAGUUUCACCUCCGCAGAUUUGGAUAGCGCGCAGCGCAGCGGCGUUGUCGGGGAGGAUCAAGAUGCAGGUGAACAUCGGGAUGCGCAUCCUGUGUUCUCGCAGCAGCGGGUUGAAAGCGACCAUUCAUGUAGUGAGUUGGAUCGGACAUUGCCGCCGUCGUGUGUAACAGAAUCAUAGCACUGAUCUCGAGUGUGUAUAUACUAUAUGCUUUGCAUCGCUUGGAUAAGUGGACUUGUUUGCUAGUCGUUCCUCGGUCUCGGUAUCUAAGUAGUGUAGGACCUGGACUUUGACUGCUGUCUCUCAUUGAGUUUAUUGCUAAUGGUGUAUUCUACCUGCUGUGCUUACCUAACUAUAUAAUAAUUACCGGCCGGGGGCAGCCAGUAAAAUUUCC